Molecule: messenger RNA, 246 nt
Organism: Amoebophrya sp. A25
Lineage: Eukaryota; Dinophyceae; Syndiniales; Amoebophryaceae
Source: the annotation of a GenBank genome assembly
AUGGGCGAACGGUGUGGAAAUCGGCGUCCCGAUUGCCUUCGUGUAGUCAGCGCGGCUGUCCGUAGUCAGCGCAGCCGCCGCGGGGCGUUCCCGCCCGCUCGUGGUGUCGUUUCCGCUGCGCUACUUCGUGGAGGAUGUGGGCGCGUGGCUACUUGCCUUGCAGGAGCGCGGCAGCGGGGGAGCUUGGUUUGCGUCGCUUUUCCCGGAAAGUGUCGAGAUCUGGUGGCGCUUUCUUCUCCUGCGGGG